Molecule: messenger RNA, 1520 nt
Organism: Ipomoea triloba (trilobed morning glory)
Lineage: Eukaryota; Viridiplantae; Streptophyta; Magnoliopsida; Solanales; Convolvulaceae
Product: ADP-ribosylation factor GTPase-activating protein AGD12-like
Exons: 10
Coding region: 404-1336 (310 amino acids)
Molecular function (GO): phospholipid binding; GTPase activator activity
Source: RefSeq, a predicted model, not a curated record
CGUUCUCCUCUCUCCACCGUCUGAUAUCUCAGUCUUUCCGCCGAGGACGAGGAGGAACCCAAUCUCUCUCAACAUUCCAACUGAUAAGCUUUAUUGGAUGGCAGAAGCAUAUUGGCAGAGCCAUGAGCAAAAAUCCAUCCGGGCUUAGUAUGUGCAUGAUCAAUUGUAAUGAUCAAUUGUAUGAGCUUCCAAAGAAAGACAGAAUCAUUGUUAGGGGGAACAUACAAGAACGAUUUAAAGUUGGCUUAAGUGAAAUUAUGUCCAGAUAUUGCAGAAGCUUGCUACAAAUUCAGAAAAUUCUACUUAUUGUAGGAAAUAAUCUUUGCUCUCCCAUUGCCGUGCUCAUUUAAAGUGUGCUUGUGGAAGUUGGAAACAGAGCAAGUCGUACGGUCAAUUUCACAGAAUGAGUAAAAGAAGAUUAAACGACCUUUUGCGCCAAAGUGAUAAUCGUGUAUGUGCUGAUUGUGGUACUCCUGACCCUAAAUGGGCAUCGGCCAAUAUUGGAGUAUUUAUAUGCUUAAAGUGCUGUGGUGUGCACAGAAGUCUUGGCACUCAUAUCUCAAAGGUUUUGUCUGUGACUCUAGAUGAGUGGAAUGAUGAUGACAUUGAUUCAAUGGUUGAGGUUGGAGGAAAUGCAUCUGCAAAUUCAAUUUAUGAAGCUUAUAUCCCUGAUGGGAUUUCAAAGCCUAGACCAAAUGCAAGUCACGAACAGCGUUCUUCAUUUAUCAGGUCUAAAUAUGAGCUUCAAGAAUUUCUGAAGCCUAGCUUGCGGAUUUCAUCAAACCAAAAGAAGCAAUCCCUUUCAGCCUCAGAUGGUUUUGGGAGUUCAAGUCAGAAAUCUGAAGGCAUGGUGGAGUUCAUUGGAAUCUUGAAGAUUACAGUUUUGAAAGGGACAAAUUUAGCUGUUCGAGACAUGCUCUCAAGUGAUCCUUAUGUUAUUUUGACUAUUGGGCAACAGAAAGCACAAACAACUGUGGUGAGGAGCAAUUUGAAUCCCGUUUGGAACGAAGACCUCAUGCUUUCUAUUCCUCAAGAUUAUGGACCAUUAAAGCUGGAAGUUUAUGACUAUGACACGUUUUCUGCUGAUGAUAUAAUGGGUGAGGCCGAGAUCGAUAUUCAGUCUCUGAUAACUUCUGCAAUGGCAUAUGGAGAUCCCGGAAUGUUCAGUGAUAUGCAAAUAGGAAAGUGGCUGAAAUCAGAUGACAAUGCACUGAUCGAGGACAGUCCUGUAAACAUCAUCGAUGGGAGGGUGAAACAAGAAAUAAGGCUCAAGCUGCAAAAUGUAGAAUCGGGCGAGCUUGAUCUAGAAUUAGAGUGGAUGCCUCUUGAUCAUUAGGUGUAUAUAGAUUGUUUUGUUUUUUGACUUCCCAUUUUCAUUUGUCAUUUUUAAUAAAUGUUUUGCAUGGAUUUUGAUUCUGAAUUACUGCACCAUGUUGUUGUACACUUAUUUUUUUUCAUUGAGACUGCUCAUGUUGUUGUACACUUAUUUUUUUCAUUGAGACUGCUCAUGUUGUUGUACA